AUGUCGAGACAAGAUGAUCCUGAUUCUGCAGCUGCUGCUCGCUCUGAGUCUGAGAGCAGAUGGAUAUUACAUUUACAUAGUAGUAGACUGUAUCAGCAGCUCAUCAGAUCUGGCAGAUGUGGAAUACAUUAAUACAUACUAUUUCAAUAAGGCCCCAUAUAUACGGUUUAACAGCACGGUGGGGGAGUAUGUGGGGUACACUGAGUUCGGAAUUAUGAAUGCAGAGCGCUGGAAUAAGGGACCUGAGGUUCAGCAGCAGAGAGGCGAGCUGGAGAGAUACUGCAAACCCAACCUAAAGUUAGACUACUCUAACAUUCUGGAGAAAGCAGUGCAGCCAAAGAUCCGCCUCAGGUCAGAAAAGCAGGCCAGUCAGGGUCACCCAGCCCUGCUGAUGUGCAGCGCGUAUGGCUUCUACCCCCCAGUCAUCGACAUAUACUGGCUGAGAGACGGUGAAAAGGUGACCUCCGGUGUGAUUACCAGUGAGCCGAUGGCUAAUGGUAACUGGUACUACCAGAUCCACUCCUACCUGGAGUACACGCCCGCAUCUGGAGAGAAGAUCUCCUGUGUGGUGGAGCACACCAGCUCUAAGAAGCCCAUCAUCGUUGACUGGGGAGGUUCUUUUCCUGAUUCUGACCGGGACAAGAUUUUUAUCGGAGCUUCAGGGUUCGUGUUGGGGAUCAUCCUGUCCACUGCUGGAUUCCUCUACUACAAGAAGAAAUCUCCAGAGUUCCUGUGAAGUUCACUGCUGGUUCUUCUGAUGAUGUAGAGGAGUCGUCUUUAAUGUCAGGUGGUGAAGCACUGAAGUCUGUAAUACAGCUUUAAUUACCUGCGUUGUGUUUACAGAAUUAAUGUUAGACGUCUUUCAUUUUCAAGAAUUUGUUACAAAACUAAACAUCAAUGUUUGCUUAAGCAUGAGCCGAUAUUUUGCUUUGCUGAUAUUUUAUAGUUAGAUUGAUAAUGAGAGAAACAUGUUAGAUUUGGGUCAGUAGGUUAACUUCUGAACUUGUACUGAUGAAUAAAUGUUUAUGUACAGGUUUUAGAUGAAAACUUAGAUCAUUGAUGCCUUUUUAAGAAAUAUGUAUCCAUAAUUUAGGAAAUUAUGUUUAUCAUUCAGUGUUAGACAAAAAUCACAGCAAAAUACAAGCACACAUAUACAUCAUUACACCCACCAAGAAACACCACAGGUACAGGUCCAGGGUCCAGGGUGGGGGAUCCAGGAUACAUUUACAUUUAUGGCAUUUGGCUGACGCUCUUAUCCAGAGUGACUUACGAUUUGAUCAUUUUACACAGGGAGGCCAAGGUGAUGUAAGGAGUCUUGCCCAAGGACUCUUAUUGGUAUAGUGGUAUAGGGAUUGCACCCCAGUCUACAGUGUAGAAGGCAGAGGUGUUAACCACUACACUAACCAACCACUACCUCUUCAUAAGGCUAAGAUCCAGUGUAUUAGCAGUCCCUGUCAUUUCAGUAGCAACUGCAUGGACAGCUCUGUGGCUGGUUUGAUCUAACUAGAGAAACCAAGCUGUUGGAAGAAAAUCCUGGGAAGGAUUUUUACUUUCUUGGCCUGGACUUUACACCUUUGACAGCCGUCUGCUUUUUAGAGAUGUUGUAAUCAGUAUGUGUAACAUUAUUGAAUUGACUGUAAAUUGACUACUGAUUUUGUAUGUGUUCUGUUGCUAUUAAUAAACAUAUUUUAUACAGUUGUACUGG
This is a messenger RNA of Pygocentrus nattereri (red-bellied piranha), 1705 nucleotides long. RefSeq names its product DLA class II histocompatibility antigen, DR-1 beta chain-like. The coding region runs from base 14 to 736 and encodes 240 amino acids. The record is from RefSeq and is a predicted model, not a curated record. NCBI's taxonomy places the organism in Eukaryota, Metazoa, Chordata, Actinopteri, Characiformes, Serrasalmidae. Gene Ontology annotation, molecular function: MHC class II protein complex binding. Gene Ontology annotation, biological process: positive regulation of T cell activation; peptide antigen assembly with MHC class II protein complex; antigen processing and presentation of exogenous peptide antigen via MHC class II. Gene Ontology annotation, cellular component: membrane; MHC class II protein complex. The transcript is spliced from 6 exons.